Molecule: messenger RNA, 4395 nt
Organism: Symbiodinium sp. CCMP2456
Lineage: Eukaryota; Dinophyceae; Suessiales; Symbiodiniaceae
Source: the annotation of a GenBank genome assembly
AUGAGUGCAGACGUGCUUGGACCGGUGAGAGUGGCAGGACCCAAGGGCGAGCGCUAUGGCAUUGUGUUCACCUACCAGUACCCGAAGCAACACUUAGCACCAGAAGAUCUUCCAGUACCAGAGGAAGAGCUCGAUGGAUGGAACUUGGAUGCUAAGGACCCCAGUCAGAAACAGGAGGAGUUCUCAGAGGAUAUGAAGGACUACGAGCCGGAUGAGGAUGAGGCCCCUGAGUUGACUGCAGAGGAGCUAAGGGAACUUCAGAGAGUUCGCGGUGAAGUACCAGAAAUGGAGGAAAUCUCGGAGCUCUUUGAGAUCCGCAAGUUCAGGAAGAAGCCGGGACUCAACAAGGAACCAAAGGAGGACUGGUGGGAGUUCAGAGAAGCAACGGGUGUACUUGUACGGCAUCACGAGGCACCGCGCACGUCAUUGUUCAGGCCUACGUCGUGGAACGGAUGUCCAGUGCAUCCGGCGAAGCUGGAACCAACUCGGGUCACGCAGAUCAGCUACGUCGGUGGUGGAGUGGAAAUGGAGACUUCGGAUUGGCAGGGACCACAGUCGGGGUCCCGGAAGCUCUCAAGGUCUUGGACGGGAAGGUCCACAUUCCGGAUAUCACCAGCGGAGGAACCCGAGGACGAGGAGCUCUUGAAGAAAGAUGAAGAGUACUGGGAAAAGAUCAUCGGGGAUCUCACGCAACCAGUGGAGAUGGACACGAUCUACAUGGUGUAUCCGGUGAGAGCGCGACGUGGAGGAGAUGCACUGCUGGCUAUACAAGAAGCAGUGUUGAGGUUGAAGCUUUGGGGACUCCCAGUGGCUAGACUACACACAGAUAGGGGGUCGGAGUUUGCCUCGAAGGGACUUCGACGAUGGCUGCUGGAUCGGGAUAUAUUUCAUACCCGAUCAGAGUCAUUGGUACCCCAAACCAAUGGAGCUGCCGAACGUGGAGUGAGAUGGUUCAAAACAAGGGCCAAGGUUCUUCUGGCUGAAGCCAAGGUCAACACCAAGUACUGGACUUUGGCGAUGCAGCACGCAGCCAACAGGAGAAUAUAUGACCGUUUGGGUUUGACGAAGCCAGCAUUGUUGCCUUUUGGUUCCACAGUGAUGAUCCGGAGGAAGGUGUUUGGCAACAACAAGAAGUACGACCUCACGGACCGGUGGGAGCAGGGCAAGUACCUUGGGUUGUCGGACUCGACCAAGGGAGGAGCCGUGGUUCUGAGACCGAGUGGGAUUCUUACCGAGACCCUCAACCUCAGGACGGAUGUUGUGGAUCCUCGGCGACUUCUACAGGAGGAGGAAACAGGCUCAGUUGCUGGGGGAAUAGGAGAGUUGGCCUUUGAGGAGCCGGUGAUUGAUCUACCUGAACCAGAUCAUCGUUUGAAGGGGAAGCAGGCGCCGCCAGAAAUGAGGAAGGUUGGUGAAGUUUCGCAAGAACCUACAGCGCGCAAACCUACGGGUUGGACUAUGAGGCGAAUCCUAAAAGUUCAGGAGGAGAAGGCCAAGCAGCUGUACGACAUGGGGAAGUUCAAUGCGGAGGACUGUGCCGCCCUGCUUGAGGACCUGGACUUGACUGGGAAAAUGAGAACCAGGACCAGAGGACAGCAGACUUCGUCUAUGAUCCUGGGCGCCUACGUCCACGGCGGUAUGAGGGGGAUCACUACGGCUUCGAGAAAACGACCCUGGCUCACCAAGUAUUUGAACAUGGUGCUCCGGAUGAGGACAGCUGAGAGCCUGGAGGAGGAAUGCCAUUGGACAACGCUGGGAAUCUUCAGGGCUGCAGAGAUUCCGCCCCAUAGAGAUUUGAGGAAGCAGCCGAAUACCCGGAACUACGUCACCGAGAUCGGGAGUCAAGAGGGUGGAGGACUGUGGGUGGAACGUACAGAUGGGGAAGUGGGCUUCGUCAGCAGAGAACGUGGAACUCCCUAUCAAAGAGAACUACCUGACGGUACAACGAUGGAUGGAGAUAUCGUGAGAACCACUUCCACAGCGGUGUCCUUUGAUCCCAAGAAGGUGCACUCUUACAUGAACAGGGAGACAGAAAGAUGGGUGUUGGCUGGGUUUACUCCUUUGGGUGUGGAUAAGUUGAAGGCUGAGACUGUUCAACAUCUACUUCAUGGAGGUUUUCCAUUGGAAGGUUCUGAUGUUCCGUUGGGAGAAUUGACACAACUCAGUGAUGAGUGGGAAGGUAGUGAUGUGGACUCAGAGAUUGCCUCAUCAAGCGAGGAAGAUGAGGAGGUUGAAGAGAAAGAGCAGCAAAAUGGAAAGACCAACGGGUUUCAGACCUACGUGGAGAAGAUGUAUGAGGACUACAGCAACGACAUGCUCCAUAAGCAGGAAGCAAUGCUGCGGAAGAUCCUGAAGGUGAACCUUGGAGAAUCUCGGGAAGUUGAAGUAGAGGCCCUUUUGGAGGCUUUGCAAGAACCUCUGGAAAUGGUUCACAACGUGAGUCUACCUGAGAUGAAGAAGUACCUCAGCAGGUGGAAGCCAGCUAUAGCCAAGGAAGUCAGUGGGACUGUGCGAAAGAUCGGGCCAGAAGAGGCUCGAAGGCUCAAAGCCGAAGGACUAAUGGUCCUCCCCGGAAAGGGGGUUUUUACAGCGAAGCCUCCAACAGACAAGAUGGACACCAAAGCCGGAUACUUCAGGAGGAAGUGUAGGAUUGUGGCAUGCGGUAACUACAUUCCCCAGGAUGGCAUGGCGGUCUACGCAUCAGGUACUACAGCCGACUCCUUUCGGUUUGCCGUUGCCUACGCGAUCUACCGACGCUGGACUGCAGGAGGGACUGAUGUGUCCAACGCCUUCACCCUGGCUCCCAUGCCAGGGGAUAAGUUGUACGCACUGCAACCUCCGGCGGUGGUGGUCAUGGCACAGGAAGCUCUCCAAGGAGAGCUAUGGCUAAUAGAGCGAGUGCUCUACGGCCUGAGAGAAGCCCCCAGACUAUGGGGGGGAUUUCGUGACGGCCGUUUCAGGGAGGCAAAGAUCCAACAUGAAGACCGAGUGUUGACGCAACAGUGCCUGGAGACGGAUGAGAAUGUGUGGCUCAUUAAGUACCAGGGGGAACCCGAAGUACAGGGGGUGAUGCUGGUUUAUGUCGAUGACAUUUUGUUCCUGAGUACUUGUGCCAUCGUCCAGAGCAUGUACGCUUGGUUGGUCAGUGAAUGGAAGUGUACGUCCUUGGAGAUGCUGAACGAUGGCUUUAUAAGGUUCCUGGGCAUGGAGUUGAGGAACUACCAGGACGGCAUCCACAUCUCUCAGGCAGGAUAUGUUCGUGAUCUACUACGUCAAGGCGGAGUUCAAGAACAGUCAAAGGGUCUUACAGUGCCGUGCGCCCGGGAAUGGUUGCAGGACGAUGAUUCAGAUGAUGAAAGGGAGGUUGCGGACCCAGCACUGAUCAAGAUAGCCCAGAAGGCGACGGGGGAACUAUUGUGGCUCAGCACGCGGAGCCGACCGGAGUUGGCCCACAGCGUGGCGUGCAUGGCGGCCAAAGCCCUCAACAAGCCCCGGAGAAGCAUCGAGAUCCACAAACGAGUCAUGCAGUACCUUUCCAGGACAGCGGACUACGGCAUGUACUAUUUCCAUGACCCAGAGGAGCCGCUGUUGGCGGUUUAUUCUGAUGCCAGCUUCGCGCCAGGAGGAGGAAGGUCCUUUGGUUGCAUAAUGGCACAGCUGGGUGGAAUGACUAUAGCAUGGCGGGCGAGCAAGCAGCCUAUCAUUUCCCUCAGCGUAGCAGAAGCAGAGCUCUACGAAGGGGUGUCAGCAGUACAGCUUGGAUUGGAAAUAGAAGCGCUGCUCAAGGAGCUGCAAGAGGAGCCAGUUAUGGUUUUGAGAAUCGACAAUCAAGCUGCUCAAGGGUUGGCAAGCGAGAGUCCAGGUUCCUGGAAAACCCGCCAUUUGCGGGUAAGGGCGCGGUUCCUGAGACAGGAGACACUCGCAAAGCGAUUGCUUAUCAUCCACGUUCCGGGUGGGAAACAAAGGGCAGACCUCGGCACAAAGGCUUUCGACCUACCAAGGUUUCGCGUGCUGUUGGGCUUGUGGAACAUGGUUCCAUGGGUUGAGACUGCGAACACGGCGGUGAAGACGGUUUCUACUCUUACGUCUAAGAAGGCCCUCUUGUUUGUGAUGAUUUGUUUGAUGCUCGUAAAGGGGGUCCAAGGACACAAGGAAGCGUUACCGCUGGAUGGAUCGGUUGAGUUCUACUUCAUUGUGGUGGUGCUAGUGAUCGCGGCGGCGACAACGGGCCGAACGACUCCGGACCCGCACCGAGAACGCGGUGCAGGAGGAGCUGAGGCGCCGAGAGAUCGAGCUUACCUCUCCAUCGCCUACGAAACGGGCUACCACGAGACGAUCUACUUCUUCGACAAUGAGUCCAGCGCCGAGGACACCUUUGAGGAGCUCAUAUGUUGA